This is a messenger RNA of Lolium rigidum, 1319 nucleotides long. RefSeq lists its product as uncharacterized. NCBI's taxonomy places the organism in Eukaryota, Viridiplantae, Streptophyta, Magnoliopsida, Poales, Poaceae. The record is from RefSeq and is a predicted model, not a curated record. The transcript is spliced from 6 exons. The coding region runs from base 1 to 846 and encodes 281 amino acids.
AUGGCUGCCCUCCGCAGAUCCCUCUACCUACGCGGCGUCGUCGGCAGCGGCGGCCGCGGCAUGUUCUUCGGCCGCAGCGGCAUGUUCGUCGGUGGCAGCGGCGGCCGUACGAAUCCCCAAGUGGUGCGACAUUUGAGCAAUGGUACUCAAAAUGGGGUCAAUCUUAACAGCAACAUUCAAGAUGCUUCCAGAAAGUUUUCUGUUGCUGCAUUAAAAAAACAUUUCGAGGGAGCAGCAAGCAUCCUAACAUCUGGUGAAACAAUUCGCCUCCUGGUCUUCGCGUCUGGUACUGGUUAUUCAUUCAAGGUGAUUGGAUCUGCCAAGUCGCAGAUGGAUGAAUACUUGAAGACCAAGAUGCAAGAGCAAGCUGAAUCUAAUGCAAAUGCUCGUGCUCAACUCAGAAUGCGUAUCCAUGAUUUGGAUAAGAAGCUGGCUGACUUGAAGGCAAAGACUAACAGGUCUGUCGAAGAAUUUGAUCUGAAGACUCAAGCAAAAUUUCAUGAUGUUGACCGCAGCAUAGACCAGUCACAUCAGACGUUACACUCGAAUCACAUUGAGGUGAAGAUCAGAUUGUCUGAAUUGGAGCACAGUUUCAACUUCCUAAAACAUCGACUGAGCCUGUUAUCCAAACCCUGCGUUUCGUGUGGCUCUAAGAACAUGGCACAGGGAGGUUCUAGCUCUACUCCGCCCCCAGCCAGCUCCUUUCAGCCUCCAGCAACCCCAGUCAAGCCCUCGUUGAGCCCACUGCGUCCUCAGUCCCGACCGAGAUCAUUCAGGGUGGAUCCAAGUCUAUUCCCAAAUUUCCCACCGAGCCCAGCCCCUGCCAAGCCACGACGCUCCAACUAGGCUGGGCUGGGGUAAUUGCUAGCACAUAAUUGGCUCAUUUAUCAUUUUUGACUGCUGGGUGUGAUUGCUGGCUGUUUAUCUGAAGUGUUGAAUUAGGACUGAAGUUUCUGCAUCUGGAAUAUUUUUAUAAAAUUAUGAAGUCCUUGACCUGAAGUUUGCGUUUUAUUGGCCUAAGACCUUUGUAUGAAAUGGUUGAAAUGGUCGUGUUGUUUUAAGCUGAUUUAACCGCCUGACAGUUGAAGUUACUGGUUGUGCAAUAUUUGAACCUGCUGCUGUCAAAUACUGCUAGCCAUUUCUUAGGGUUGAAGUUUCUAGAUUAGUUAGUUUCUAGAUCUGCAAUAUUGUUAUAAUCUGAAGUUUCCAUGUUAUUGGUUAUAAACCCUUUGUAUGAAAUGGUGGAAAUGGCCUUGAGAUUUUUAGCUGAUUUGAUCGCUUGGCUUUUCAAAUUACAUGUGUUUGGUUAAAUGUUUGAA